This is a messenger RNA of Sesamum indicum (sesame), 1621 nucleotides long. Its product is annotated as nuclear transcription factor Y subunit C-2. Lineage: Eukaryota; Viridiplantae; Streptophyta; Magnoliopsida; Lamiales; Pedaliaceae. The record is from RefSeq and is a predicted model, not a curated record. Gene Ontology annotation, molecular function: RNA polymerase II cis-regulatory region sequence-specific DNA binding; protein heterodimerization activity; DNA-binding transcription factor activity, RNA polymerase II-specific. Gene Ontology annotation, biological process: regulation of transcription by RNA polymerase II. Gene Ontology annotation, cellular component: nucleus.
UCAAACAAACGGGGCGUCAGUAACGCGCUUCUUUGCUUCGAACCUUGGUUUUGUCCACUAGUAGAUAUUCGACACGUGGAAGUCUCCAGCACUGUCUAGGCAGUCCCAUUCCGGAACACGUGUCCCAGAAGGGCGAGGAGAGGACUCUCUCUCUCUCUCUCUCUCUCUCUCUAUUUUCAGUCGGCCCAUAUUCAGGAGUUCUCUCGCUUUUUCCCCAUCAUCGUCUCUCUUUGAGAAUAAGCAUACGCGUAUGUAUAUCGUAUAUCUUCGUCAAUUUCAGAGGAUACGGAAAUCUUUGAGCAUGAGUAUCUAGUUCUCUAGGUGUCGUCUGCUCUCUCUGUCUCCUCGUCUACUCUUUGGAAUCUGCGGCUGUUUGUUUUCUCAAGUAUGGAUGUUUCGAUGAUGAAGAUGGGUUAAUUUGAACGGACAAUCAGAACUCUUUCAUAUGCAUGAUCCGUCUUGUGUCGCAGCAUUGGGUUGAGCAUAUAGCUGUUACUAGGGAAGUGCACAGCAUUGUCAUCCAUCAUGGAUCACUCAGACCAGCGGCAGCAGUUUACCCACCAUAACCAGCAACAACAGCAGCCAGCUGCAGGAGUUGUAGCCGGCAGCGGUCAGGUGGCGUAUGCUUCUGCCCCUUAUCAAGCAGCCCCUAUGGUGGGUACCAGUGCUCCAGCUGUGACCGUUUCCUCUCCAACUCAGCCUCCCGCUGGUUUUGCCCCUCAACAACAGCUUGGCUACCAUCAGCCCCAGCAUUUUCAUAGUCAGCAGCAACAACAGCAACUUCAAGCUUUCUGGGCGAAUCAAAUGCAAGAAAUUGAGCAGACUACUGAUUUCAAGAACCAUAGUCUCCCGCUUGCUCGAAUAAAAAAGAUAAUGAAAGCUGAUAAAGAUGUCAGAAUGAUUUCUGCUGAGGCUCCUGUGGUAUUUGCCAAGGCAUGUGAGAUGUUCAUCUUGGAGCUGACACUGCGAUCUUGGAUACAUACUGAAGAAAAUAAAAGGCGAACCCUUCAGAAGAAUGAUAUUGCAGCUGCCAUCUCAAGAACUGAUGUGUUCGACUUUUUGGUCGAUAUUAUCCCUAGAGAUGAAUUGAAAGAAGAGGGACUCGGCAUCACUAAGGCUGCAAUUCCGUUAGUUGGUUCUCCAGAUGCUCUUCCAUAUUAUUAUGUGCCCCCACAGCCUCCCAUCGCAGCAGCUGGAAUGAUGAUGGGGAAGCCAGUCGACCAGGCAGCUCUAUAUGCUAGUCAACAGCCGCGACCACCUCUCCCUUUCAUGCCAUGGCCGCAGUCGCAUACUCAGAGUCCAUCUCAGCAGCCACCUCCACAGCAGCAACAAGGUGAUUCAUAAUUGAGAGGCUAAUUGCAUCAUAGCUGAAUCCCCGGGGAAGUUGCAUCAUAAUUGCCAUGACCUCUUUGGCAAAAAGCUGGAGAAGUUUGUAUUUUGUUAUUGGAAAGUUGUGUAGUAUUCCUAGUGGCCGUGGUGUAGGAACUUUUUACUGGUGUAGUGAAAUGACCUUAAAGUUAGCUUACUCUGGUAUACUUCAUUUUGCUGGUGGGAACUGCUGAACAAAUGGUAGAAAAUGCUCCUCUCUGGAAAGGGAAAGAAAGAAGAACUCAUUGGAAAA